CUCUCGGACUAUUUUCACUUUUCAAUGACAAACAGGGCUCCUGUGAGAUCUUUAAUUUGUGGCAGAAUGUUUUUAUUCGUGUCUUUUCUUUUUAAUAAUUGUUCUUUACUCAUUCAUGUUUGGAAAGCUUUUUAUUGCUGUCGUAGUUAACCAUAAGAGGAUGAAAAUUCCAUCUGACUUGAACCGGAAAAAAGGCUCGACAACGUCAUCAUACCUUCGAGUCAUUGGAGCAAAUAGAAAAACAAGGCAACUAGUGAUUAACGAGGGAACUUUUGCUAUUUGAAGCGGGUCCACAAAAGCAAGCCACUUAAAAGAUUUCAUGUACAAUUGUAGAUCACGAAAAUACGCUUAUCCUAUAUGUAGAGAAUACGUUGGAGAAACCUUUGGUUUGUAAAGUACUUAAUAGUUUCUCGUGUGUUGUAUCUCGAACUAAAGCAAAGGAAGAGAGAACAGUAGAACGUAAGCACAAAUGGAUUAUUCAAACGUUUCAUUCAUUGGACUUUGGUUUAUGAUAAGCAGGCGUAAAUUGCGGGUGCGGAAAGGAAGAAUGGGUUCAUGCCUGUUCGACGUCCAAGGUGAACUUUGUAAACAGGAACUUGUAUGCAAAAAUAGGAACGGGAUAAAAGAAAUACAGGGUUAAAGAUUUCACCGGAAACCAGAUCAAUCAAAACAAACUACUUUGUGCUCAACUGUGCGACAAGACUUUUGUUCCUUAUGAGCAAUUAUAUAUUUAGUGAAAAGUUGCUCUCUCGGAACUGUUCGCGAAGAUCAACUAAACACGUUGAUAUUGCCAUCGGUUUUAGAUGUUUUGUCGAGGUACAAAGAAAAAUUUUCGGGCGGGUAUCCCGGCUGAAUAAUCCUCUUACAAAGGUUCAAGACGUUCUUCACGGUUGCAACAUGGAUCUUAAGAUCUAUAAAGGGCUUGGUGUUGUAACUGGAAAAUUCUACAACAUGCAUCAGGAUUGGUCAAAGGCUCCAGAAUGGGUGAAGGAACAUUAUAAGAUUGAGGAGCAGCAACAUUGUGGUGAUAUUACCAAUAUUCGACAAGGCGCCAUAAAGGGAGUUGUUCAGGCAGUCGGUGAAUUUGCUAAGCAAAGUCCAUUAGACGCAACUCUGAUGGGUAAGGAGAUGGCUAAGACUGUGGGAAUUACAGACCAACAGGGGUUCGCGUUUUCUUCUGGAUUCCUUCAAACUGCAAACUUGAGUCAAAAAUGAUUGAAAGGUCAUACCAGUUCAGCGGUUACAUUUCGAGCUCACACAUGAUAUAAAAACUGUUUGUUUACCUUAGUCACGGUGCGAAACAAUUUUAACACAAAAAAUAUGGAGUGAGGUGUACUCGGGUAAAUUUUAAAUUUUGAUUUUCAUUUUUUGUUUCAAGAAUGUCGGCUCCUAAUGAGGUUCUUUUAUAGAUAAUAUAUCGAAAGUGUAUUGCAAACCCAAUCUCUUAACGAACACCAGUCUUUCUUUAAUAACAAACAGUCAGCCAAACGAGAAAAUGGAAAAAAUAGGAACUCCAACGUAUGUACUCCAGGUAGACGUUUCUGAUCUCAGGAAUAAAAGACACACACUCAUAGGAGAUUUUGUUUGUUUCUUCCUAUCUUCUCUGUCUUCGUUACCAGUACCAAUCCGUUAGGAAGACCUUGUCUGAAACAUAACUACCGUUAAGAGAAUACAUUUUCUUGCUAACAUUGACUAAAAACGUAGUUACCCUUGCCUGCCCCCUUGCCUUGACUUGAUUGCUGAAGUGUUUCGGUUGAGAGAUUUUCCAUGCUCAAAGUCACCUUUCCUACUGACGUGUGCCUUGCUGACUAAACCGAUUGUAUAAUAUAACAACAAACACUGACAUGCAAUGUGAAGGCCAGACGUUCAAUCGUUUGCUUUUAUUGCAUUUCGUUGCACAUAAUCGGCUUAAUUCCUGAAUUUGUGUCAAUAAACUAUGCGUUUCCUUCUCGUG
This is a messenger RNA of Stylophora pistillata, 1954 nucleotides long. RefSeq lists its product as uncharacterized. NCBI's taxonomy places the organism in Eukaryota, Metazoa, Cnidaria, Anthozoa, Scleractinia, Pocilloporidae. The record is from RefSeq and is a predicted model, not a curated record.